AUGAGCGACUUGACAAGGCUCUACUAUUUACUGUUAGUAGCUAACGCGAGUUAUCUCGCGUUAACUAAAUCCGACAACCUAGUGGAAAAUUAUUGUCAUCUCUGCACCCGUCAUACUAUGUGCCGUUAUCCCUUCGAUGACGUCAGUCCCAAUUGUAAAAAUAUCGAGCACGGGGACCUCGACCCCGAGGAAAUAUUAUCGAUAUUAAAUCAGCAUAAUUUGCGGCGAAAUUUCAUUGCAAGUGGGAAAGAGAUUCGCGGAAAUCCCGGACCACAGCCACCAGCCAAAAAUAUGAUGGAACUAAGUUGGGACGAUGAGCUGGCGGUGCUUGCGAGAAGGUGGGCGCUCCAGUGUGUGCUGAGCAAAGAUGAGUGCAGGGAUGUAAGUGAGUACCCAUAUCAUAUCCUAUAUUCUCGUUGA
This is a messenger RNA of Cotesia congregata, 420 nucleotides long. The record is from the annotation of a GenBank genome assembly. NCBI's taxonomy places the organism in Eukaryota, Metazoa, Arthropoda, Insecta, Hymenoptera, Braconidae.